GUGAUCUGGGGUUUGCAUCUCUUUCCAGCAUGCCGAUUGGUGCUUUCGAACUGCAAGCAUUCGUGUGGCUCCCAUCCUUCCCUUCCUCCUCGUGCUGUGGGGUAAGGAGAAGGAAAAUAUGGAGAUGGUCAAAUUUCAAAUAAAUGGAAUGACCUUUCCACCCUGCCUACUUUCUCUUCCUUACCUUUCAAGCCUUCUCAACUCCAAGUCGGCAAGGUCGAUUUCUUCCUUCAGACCUCAUCUUCUUUGCCUUCAUAGUUAUUGAUCUCGGCGGGUCGCCAAGAUGGUUAGCAAAACCCGUGUCUACAACUGUAAAGCGGCAAUGGUGGCUGCUGGGUGUAUGGUGCUAUAUGGAUAUGAUGCCGCUGUUUUCAACGCAGUACAGGCCAACAAGCACUGGCUCGCUUGGUUCAACACUCCUAAAGGAGAGUUGCUCGGUCUCAUCAAUACGUCGUACUCAAUCGGAGCCAUUGUCUCCGGGUGGUUUCUAGGUGGCCCAACCGCAGAUCUCCUUGGCCGGAGAUGGGGCAUGUUCAUCGGAUGCUUCAUUACAAUUAUUGCAACAUUCAUUCAGACAUUUUCUCCUCGCCAUGAAAUUGGUGUCUUCAUAUUUGGUCGUGUCUUGAUUGGUAUUGGCCAAGGGAUGGCUCUGACUGCUGGACCUGUUUAUAUUGGAGAGAUCACACCCCCAACAAUUCGAGGGAAAGUUAUGUCUUUCUGGCAACUGUUCUACUCCGUCGGGGCAUUCAUCGCAUAUUGGGUCAACUACGCGUGCGCGAAGCAUAGUGCCCUACUCGGCGAGUGGGACUGGAAGAUGGUAGUGAUGUUCCAAAUGCUCGUUCCAUUCCUCAUCAUCUGUCAAUUACCCUUUCUUCCCGAGACGCCACGUUGGUACAUUCAACACGGCGAUCGCAUCGAAGAUGCUCGCAGGUCGUUGGUGAGAGUUCGUGAUAGCGAUCAAGAAGUCGAGGACGAGAUUUUGGCUAUCCGCGAAGCCAUCACAUUCGAGAAGGAAGUCAUAUCUGGUUCCUACCUUGCCCUCUGGAAAGAUGCUUCUGUCCGAAAGCGAUUACUCUUGGCGUUCGUGAUCAAUAUCGGACAGCAACUCUCCGGACAAGGAACUUUGAACUCCUAUUCCUCCACGAUAUACAAGAAGGUCUUUACGUCCACCAACACCAUCAAUCUGAUCAAUGCCUUGAACGCUACGUGCGGAAUUUUAUUCACACUCAACGCUACGUGGACAGUUGAUCGCUUUGGCCGGAAGUUCUUGUUCAUCGGUGGCGCCAUCGGUAUGGCUUGUUGCAUGCUGAUCGUCCCCAUAAUCGGCUUGGAGACGCCCGACACUGCAGCUGGAGGAAAGUCCGAGCCAGUAGGAAUUGCUAUUGUCGCCAUGUUGUUCCUAUUCAUCUUCUUCUACAAACCGUCUUGGGGUGCUACAACCUGGAUUUGGACAUCCGAGAUCUUCUCAAUGAACGUCCGCUCCCAAGCAGUUGGGAUGUGCUCACAAAUGCAAAACGUGGCACAAUCUGUGUUCAACCAAUUCUUCCCAACUUUCUACAACAACUGUGGUCUGAAGUCUUUCUUCUUCUUCAUGACGACGAACAUCUGCUUGGCAUUUUUCGUCUGGUUCUGCAUCCCGGAAACAAAGAGUGUUUCGCUUGAGGAGGUCGAUGUGCUAUUUGGAGGUGCUAAUCACACCGAAAAGGGUGGUGACUUGCUUCAUGUUGAAGACGCUCAUCAUGCUCAUAUCGGUGUUGACAACGUUGAUCACAUUGAGCCAGCGACGACCGUACCAGUCGCAGCUGAACUCAAGAUGUAAUGUCACUGGGACUCAAAGAGGGUUUGGCUUUAAGCUGAUGUGCAGCGGGUGGAUUUAAGGGCGAUGUUAACUUAUUGGUAAAAUAGUAAAUGAGAG
This is a messenger RNA of Mollisia scopiformis, 1915 nucleotides long. RefSeq names its product major facilitator superfamily transporter sugar. Bases 284 to 1819 code for a protein of 511 amino acids. Gene Ontology annotation, molecular function: carbohydrate:proton symporter activity. The transcript is spliced from 8 exons. The record is from RefSeq and is a predicted model, not a curated record. NCBI's taxonomy places the organism in Eukaryota, Fungi, Ascomycota, Leotiomycetes, Helotiales, Mollisiaceae. Gene Ontology annotation, cellular component: membrane. Gene Ontology annotation, biological process: carbohydrate transport; transmembrane transport.